AUAACACUACACCUAUCCCCACCUCAAGACAAUCCCUUUCUUCUCCCCUUUCUCCAACACCUACCAAAAGCCUCUCUCUCUCUCUAGUUCUUGAUUUUUCAAGAUUUCAAGAAAACAUGGCUGACCAAAGUGGUGGGUUGGUUAUGAUGAGAGAGUACAGAAAAGGCAACUGGACGUUGAAUGAGACGAUGGUUCUCAUUGAGGCCAAGAGGAUGGAUGAUGAGAGGAGGAUGCGGCGGUCCAUCGGCCUUCCACCGCCGGAGCAGCAACAAGAUAUCCGGAGUAAUAAACCGGCGGAGCUACGGUGGAAGUGGAUAGAAGAUUACUGUUGGAGAAAAGGUUGUAUGAGAAGUCAGAAUCAGUGCAAUGACAAAUGGGACAAUCUCAUGAGAGACUACAAAAAAGUUAGAGAGUACGAGAGACGAAGGGUAGAAUCGUCUAUUACCGCCGGUGAGUCGUCUUCAUCUUCAGCUCCAGCUGGAGAAACGGCGUCGUACUGGAAGAUGGAGAAGAGUGAGAGGAAAGAGAGAAGCUUACCAAGUAAUAUGUUACCUCAAACAUACCAAGCUUUGUUUGAAGUUGUUGAGAGUAAAACGCUUCCUUCUUCUACCGCCGUAACCGCUGUAACCGCUGCAGUUGCGGCUGCUGCUGCUGCUAUUAGUAGUGGAAACGGUUCAGGCGGUGGACAAAUCCAAAAAGUGAUACAACAAGGUUUAGGAUUUGUUGUUCCUAAAGUACAUCAAAUCAUUCAGCAGCAACCUGUUUUGUUACCACUUCAGCCACCGCCGCCACCACCACCGUCUCAGCCGUUACCACGACCACUACUACUGCCACCGCCUCCACCGCCUUCUUUUCAUGCUCAGCCAAUACUGCCCACAAAGGAUAGUAGCACAGAUUCUGAUACAAGUGAGUAUUCAGACACAUCUCCGGCGAAGAGAAGGAGAACAAUGCCGACAACCACAACCGCCGGUCCCAGCGGCGGCGGUGUAGAUGUGGAGGAGGUUGGACGUAGUAAGAGAGAUGAAGAGACGACAGUAGCGGCUGCGUUAUCAAGGAGUGUGUCAGUGAUCGCAAACGCGAUUAGGGAGAGUGAGGAGAGACAAGAUCGGAGACAUAAAGAAGUGAUGAACGUACAAGAGAGGAGACUCAAGAUCGAAGAAUCUAAUGUUGAGAUGAAUAGAGAAGGCAUGAAUGGAUUAGUGGAAGCCAUUAAUAAGCUAGCUAGCUCCAUUUUCGCUCUGGCUUCUUCUUCUCGCCAUAAUAAUUAGCAUCAAGGAGGUCCAGUACCAUAGUAAUUUAAAUGAUUAUUAUGUAGUUAAUUUGAUUAGGGAAGUGAUUAAAUUGUUGAGCGUGAUGAUCGGAGUACAUAAAUUGAUAUUGAAGUCUUAAUUAAUCUUGUUUUCAUCACUCUCAAUGUUUUCUUAAGUAAAUUGUUGAUUCCAUGCAAUAUAAAUUGAAAUGUGAUCAUAUAAAGUUGAUU
Arabidopsis thaliana (thale cress) is the source of this 1480-nucleotide messenger RNA. RefSeq names its product hydroxyproline-rich glycoprotein family protein. NCBI's taxonomy places the organism in Eukaryota, Viridiplantae, Streptophyta, Magnoliopsida, Brassicales, Brassicaceae. The record is from RefSeq and is marked reviewed. The coding region runs from base 117 to 1268 and encodes 383 amino acids. The transcript has 2 exons.